This is a messenger RNA of Chenopodium quinoa (quinoa), 6693 nucleotides long. RefSeq names its product lysine-specific demethylase 5D-like. The coding region runs from base 992 to 6565 and encodes 1857 amino acids. The transcript has 33 exons. Gene Ontology annotation, biological process: chromatin remodeling. Gene Ontology annotation, molecular function: histone demethylase activity; DNA binding. Lineage: Eukaryota; Viridiplantae; Streptophyta; Magnoliopsida; Caryophyllales; Amaranthaceae. The record is from RefSeq and is a predicted model, not a curated record. Gene Ontology annotation, cellular component: nucleus.
ACAGGCGGAGAAAAGUGGGGGAUGAUCGACGACGGGCGACAAGGGGUGGGGGAGGUCGUGGCUGGGCGGUGGAGUGGCUAAAGAAGUGGGAAGAUGAGUUGUUGGGUGGGUGGUGGUGAUUUUUGUAAACCAAACAACAUACCAUAUGGAAAGAGUUUCAUUCCAUUCUCUUUCAUUCCCUUUGUUCAUUCCAUUCCGAUUACCUCGUGUGAACCAAACGACCCCUAAAUCAAUUAAUGUACUUGUGUUCACAUUCUAACCAUAAUACGAACCUAGUACUCCCAUAAAAUAAACCAAUGGGCUACUAAAAACAGUGGGCGGUUCAAUUCACUGAGUCAACUUACCUAACCACCUCACACACUUCGAACCGCCUUUUUAAUAGUAAAAACUUCCUCCACAAUAUCACGUGAUAAUCACGCAAAAAUCUAGCCCCUUAAAUACUCAACUAAUACUUAGCGCGUAAGAUUCACUUUCUUCAAAGUCGCGUCAUUUUCUAUCAUCACGGAAAAAAGGGGAAAAAAAUCAAUUUGGGGGAAAAUUAGAAUAUCAAAAACCCUAGUGUCAACUUUUCGUAAUAUUUUCCAAUUUCAAGACCCUAAAAUUUUUCACAAAACAAAAACCUCUCUUUUUUGGGUUUUCUCUCUCCUCUCUAACCAACUUAACCAAAUCUCCCACGAAAAACACUCUCUCACUUUCAAUAUCUCUAAAGCUUCGGAUCAUAUUUUAUUUUUUUUUAUAAUUUUAACAAAAUUUUAUUGAAUUUAUUUGUAAUUUAUUUGCAAGAAAAAGAAGGUACGCUUCAAACCCUAGAAAUUUAAUUCAAUUUAUUUCAUUGAAUUUGGUUUUAUUUGUUAUUGUAAGAUUAUAGGUUGGAUUGGUGAAUUUUUUAUAUAUUAUUAUGAUGGAAUGUGAAUUAGGGUUUGAUUUGAAUUGAAUUGGGAAAUUUAUGAUUUUGUGAUAUUUUAUUGUUGAUGCAUUGGAUGAAGAAAUAAUGGGGAAAGGUAGACCUAGGGCAGUUGAAAGAGGAGGAGGAUUGUUAGGGCAAAUUUCUGCGGCAAAUGGGUCAAUGAAUAUAACCCCUGCACCUGUAUAUUACCCAACUGAGGAAGAUUUUAGGGACCCUUUGGAAUUUAUAUAUAAGAUUAGGCCUGAGGCUGAGCCUUUUGGGAUUUGUAAGAUUGUUCCACCUGAGGGGUGGAAACCCCCUUUUGCUUUAGAUGUGGAAUCGUUUUCGUUCCCGACCAAGACUCAGGCUAUUCAUCAAUUGCAGGCGAGGCCUGCUUCGUGCGAUUCCAAGACUUUUGAGUUGGAAUAUAAUAGGUUUCUUGAGACCCAUUGUGGGGGUCGUAAGCCUAGGAGGAAGGUUGUUUUUGAAGGGGAGGAGUUAGAUUUGUGUAAGGUUUUUAAUGCUGUGAAGCGGUUUGGUGGGUAUGAUAAGGUUGCCAAGGAGAAGAAGUGGGGAGAGGUAUUUAGGUUUGUGAGGCCUAAGAGCAAGAUCUCUGAGUGUGCCAAGCAUGUUUUAGGUCAGUUGUACCUAGAACAUUUGUAUGAUUAUGAGGAGUAUUACAGUGACUUGAAUAAGGGGAAAUUAAAAGGUUGUAAGCGAGGGAUAGAUAAUAAUGAUAGGAAAAGGGAUCAGAAGUCAGAUCUGGAUAGCUUAAAGAAGAAACGGAAAAAUGAUGCUGGGGAUGCUGUUAAAGUCUCCAAACCACAGAAGGAAGAGGAGCGUGACCAGAUAUGUGAACAAUGUAAAAGUGGGUUGCAUGGAGAGGUUAUGCUUCUAUGUGAUAGAUGUAAUAAGGGAUGGCAUAUUUAUUGCCUAUCACCUCCUUUGGAAGCAAUUCCACCAGGCAAUUGGUAUUGUCUUGAAUGCCUGAAUUCUGAUGAAGAUAGUUUUGGUUUCGUUCCUGGAAAAUGUUUAUCUUUGGAAGCUUUUAGAAAGGUAGCUGAUCGUACCAAGAAAAAAUGGUUUGGAUCUGCAUCAUGUUCACGCAUGCAGUUAGAAAAAAAGUUUUGGGAAAUUGUAGGGGGGUCAUUAGGUGAGGUUGAAGUCAUGUACGGUAGCGAUUUGGAUACAUCGAUAUACGGAAGUGGAUUUCCUCGCUCAAAUGACAAAAAACCAGAGUCAGUUGAUGCUGAAGUGUGGAAUAAAUACUGUAAUAGUCCUUGGAAUCUGAACAACUUGCCAAAGUUGAAGGGAUCAAUGCUUCGGGCAGUUCAUCACAGUAUUGCUGGUGUUAUGGUACCCUGGCUAUAUAUUGGCAUGCUCUUUUCUGCAUUCUGUUGGCACUUUGAAGACCACUGUUUCUAUUCAAUGAAUUAUCAUCACUGGGGAGAGCCUAAAUGCUGGUACAGCGUUCCUGGUAGUGAAGCCUCUGCAUUUGAGAAGGUUAUGCGCAGCUGCCUUCCUGAUCUCUUUGAUGCCCAACCAGAUUUGCUUUUCCAGCUUGUUACGAUGUUGAACCCCUCCGUUUUAGAAGAAAAUGGUGUUCCUGUUUAUACUGUUCUGCAGGAGCCAGGCAACUUUGUGAUUACAUUUCCUAGAUCUUAUCAUGGAGGUUUCAAUCUUGGCUUGAACUGUGCUGAGGCUGUUAAUUUUGCUCCUGCUGAUUGGUUACCUCAUGGAGGGUUUGGAUCAGAACUCUAUCAACUGUAUCAUAAGCCUGCUGUACUUUCUCAUGAGGAGCUGCUUUGCGUGGCUGUUAAGCUUGGUUGUGAUGCCAAAGUAGCACCUUACAUGAAUAAGGAGUUACUGAGGGUCUUUACAAAAGAGAAGAAUGGGAGGGAGCAGCUUUGGAAAAAGGGCCUUGUCAAAACAUCUGUUAUGUCACCCAGAAAACAUCCUGAGUAUGUUGGCACUGAGGAGGAUCCCACUUGCAUAAUCUGCCAGCAGUAUUUGUAUCUUUCAGCUGUUGUCUGUCGCUGUAGACCAUCCACUUUUGUGUGUUUAGAGCACUGGGAACGCCUUUGUGAAUGUAAUCCAAGGAGAUGCCGCCUCCGAUAUCGCCACUCUCUUGCAGAAUUAAACGAGUUGUUAGUCAUAACAAAGAAUGUAAUUUCUGGCUCAGAAGACAAUGGACAAGGAAAGGAUUUUGCAGAACUGAAUACAUGCUCCACUGACUCUGGCACUUUGACGAAGAAGGUGAAGGGUAAACAAAUAUCUCUUGCUCAACUUGCUGAAGAUUGGUUGUUGAAUUCUUGUAAGAUAUCUAAGCUCCCCUUCUCCUCAAGUGCUUAUAGGAGUGCAUUGAAGGAAGCACAACAGUUUCUUUGGGCUGGUCCUGAAAUGGAUCCGGUACGAGAUGUGGAAAAGAAUUUGGUUCAAGCCAAGGACUGGGCAGAGGGCAUAAGAAAGUCUCUUUCUGCUGUUGAGAGCUGGUCUAAAAAUGGUGAUAGUGAUAUGGAUAAAGUUCAUCUUGAGUAUGUCAACAACUUGUUGGGACAUGAUCCUGUGCCUUGUAAUGAGCCUGGGCUUUUCAAACUGAAGGAGUAUGCUGAUGCAGCUAGGCUGUUGGUUCAAGAUAUUAACAAUGCUCUUUCAGAGCUAACAUUUUCUAUGGAUGAUCUGGAGAACCUGCUGAACCAAACUUUAAGCUUCCCAAUCUACAUUAAAGAAAGUGAAAAGUUGGCAAAGAAGAUUUCAUCUCUGAAGGUGUGGCUUGAUAAUGUAAAAAAAUGUGUUUUUGAGACCAGUCCUGCUGCAAUUGAUUUUGAUUUCCUUCGACAUUUGAAAACAGAGAUGUCAGAGCUGCGGUUAAAUGUUCCAGAAAAUGAAAUGCUUUUGGAGUUAAUUGGGCAAGCUGAACUUUGCCAGGAUCACUGCAAUGAAAUGCUGAAAGGUUCCAUAGCUUUGGAGAAACUUGAGAUUCUUGUUCAGGAGUUUGGGGAUUUUGUGGUCAACAUUCCAGAGUUAAAGAUACUACAACAAUAUCACAGUGAUACUGUUUCUUGGAUUUCUCGUUUCAAUAAUAUACUACUAAACAUUAAUAAACGUGAAGAUCAAGAAAAUGUCGUGGAAGAAUUAAGAUGCAUUCAGAGAGAUGGAUCAGAAUUGAGAGUUCAAGUUGAUGAAUUGGCUCUUGUUGAUGCUGAGCUAAGUAAGGCAUGUUGCCGAGAAAAAGCACUAAAGGUCCAUAAAUCUAAAAUGAGGAUAGAUUUCGUUCAACAAGUGCUAUCUGAGGCUGCAGUAUUACAGAUUGACAGGGAAGAAUUGUUUGUUUCUCUUUAUAAUAUGCGUUCAGCUGCUAUUUCGUGGGAAGAUAGAGCAACUGAGAUCCUAGCAGAUGAGUCAACGUUGGAGGACUUUGAGGAUGCUAUAAGGACCUCUGAGGAUAUAUAUGUAAUCCUACCUUCCCUUCCUGCUAUCAAGGAAGCUGUAUCUGCUGCUAAUUCCUGGAUAAAAAGUUCGAGGCCUUUUUUGCAGUCUGCUGCUCUAAUGACAUCUGCUUCAACUGGCUUGUUAGCGUUUGAAAAUUUGAAGGAGCUAGUUUGUCAGUCAAAGUGUCUGAAUGUAAAAUUAGAAGAAAAAAUGUUGAUUGAAACUGUUUUGAAGAAUUGUGAGGAGUGGAGAUGCUGUGCUUGCUCUUCUUUAAAGGAUGUAGAGGAAAUAUUUGAUAGGAAGGAUAUUUUUAACGGACUCCAUGGUGAUGUUAUUGUUGAUAUUGAGCAACUAAGAUCAAAGGUUGAAAAUGUUGCAGACGCUGGUCAGUCUCUGGGGUUUGACUUUCCUGAAAUUUCUAUAUUGUGGAGUGCUGCUUCAACCUUGAAAUGGUGCUCUAAGGUCCUAAUGUUUCGCUUUGAACUUCCUUCAAUUGAGGAUGUUGACAACUUGAUUAAAGAGAUGAAAGACCUUCCAACUGAAUAUGAUGGUGCUUUUGUUUUAACCUCAUUGGUUGAUGCAGCUUCUUGGCUCAGUAGAGCCUCUGAAGUUCUAUCAGCUUCAAGCAGUGCAAGUAUAAGAAGAUUCCACUUGACUGAUGCUGAUGAUAUCCUAAUGAAAUCUCAGGAUAUGCUGGUCUCUUUUCCGACAAUGAUUGUUCAACUUGAGCAGGCAAUUGAAAAGCACAAGUCAUGGCAAGAAGAUGUUCGAGCGUUCUUCAGUGAUGAUUCUAGUGAGCGGUGUUGGUCCUCACUGUUAGAAUUAAAGGAACUAGGAAAGGAUGCUUUUAACUGUCCAGAGCUAGAUAUGGUCAUGUCUGAGUUUGACAGUAUAGGGAAUUGGAAGCAACAAGGAGGGGAGGUGGUUGGGUGUUCAGCUGGAGAUGUGACAACAUUAUUAAGUUCCCUUUUGAAGAUCAAACAGUCAUUACAUAGAUCUCUGUAUAUCUAUGAGAAGUCAACUUGCUGGAAAGUGAGAUACUUUUGCAUUGGAUGCUCCAGUAACUCUGAUGAUGAAGAGUUUAUCACCUGUUCAACAUGUAAGGACUGCUAUCAUCUUAGAUGCUUGAUUCCAAAGUCAGUGGCUUGUGACAAUUCGAAAGUAUAUACCUGCCCUUAUUGUGCAUUGGUUGAUAGUGGCUCAAUAUGCCGGAGUAAAGAUAGUCCUUUGAGAUAUAAAGGGAAGCGUCCAGAAUUGGAGAAGCUUGUUGAGCUGUCUUCUGAUGCCAAGAAGUUUACUACAAGGCUUGAAGAAUAUGAUGUAUUGCAAGAGAUUCUCGAUCAAGCUCUUGCAUGCAGAGGCUGCUUGUCAGAAAUAGUGGAUUCUUCAUUGUCUUUCUUCGACAAAGAUGUAUCAUCCAUCUCUGGGAAACUGACAAUUGCUUUGAAGGCUCUAGAUGUGGCUGGGGUAUGUGAUUCGCUUGCUAUCCAGAAGUUUGAUCAGGCACUUGCACGAAAUUCAUGGAGAAUCAGAGCUUCUAGGUUGAUCGAGGGUUCACAGAAACCUGUUAUGCAACAGCUUCAGCGCCAUUUGAAAGAGGGCUUUGCUAUAAAAGUACCUUUAGAAGAUUACUUCAAGCAGAAGCUUGUCGAGGUGAAGCAAAUUGGAUUGCAGUGGGCAGAAAUGGCAAAGAAGGUUGCCAGUGAUAAUGGGGAUUUAGAGCUAGAUAAAGUGUUUGAGCUCAUUGCCGAAGGAGAGAGUUUGCCCAUCCACUUUGAGAAGGAGCUUAAGCUGUUGCGAGGGAGAAGUGUGCUGUACUGUAUCUGUCGGAAACCUUAUGAUAUGAGGCCAAUGAUCGCGUGUGAUGAAUGUGAUGAGUGGUAUCAUUUUGAUUGUGUCAAUUUGAUCUCUCCGCCUGAUACUUACAUCUGUCCAGCUUGUGAACCUCAUAUGGAAGGGAAAGUACCUGUUUCUCCAUCUGUCAAACGAGAGAGAUCUCAGAGUGCCAAAGACAGUGAGCCACAGACACCUUCACCUCGGCAUGUAGAGUCAAGAUGGAGGCUUAAGAAGGGGAAAUCUUCAAAGAAGCGGAAGGCAUGUUUAGGUGAUGCCAUUAAUAGUAGUAGUUUAGUGUUGUCUAAUGGAUUUGAUGAGUUAUUGUGGAGAAAUAAGAAACCAUAUAGAAGAACAGUCAAGAAAAGGACCGAUUUAGGAAGCCUAUCCCCAUUCUUUCUUUUACAGCAAUAGUAGUUUUAGAGCAUCAGAUGUAUUCAAUUCAUUCAUUUUUUUCUUUCCACCAGUGCAGUAAUGCUUUGUUGGUCUAGUAAGGUAAUAAUAGUGGGAGAAAAAAAAUAUGGUCUCCCUUUUCCUGCUCU